This is a messenger RNA of Halichondria panicea, 3893 nucleotides long. RefSeq lists its product as uncharacterized. The record is from RefSeq and is a predicted model, not a curated record. Bases 62 to 3718 code for a protein of 1218 amino acids. The transcript has a single exon. NCBI's taxonomy places the organism in Eukaryota, Metazoa, Porifera, Demospongiae, Suberitida, Halichondriidae.
CUAUAAAAGCUAUAAUUAUAGAUCAGCAAGGUCAGACGUACGAAAGGUAAUAAUAAUCAUCAUGACUACUGUAGCACAGUUUUCUUCGCUCAUUCUUCUACUCUCUCUGGCUCUGACCUCCCCCGCUAACUGCUGGACCAAUGGGACGACAGUCGAGUAUUGGGUGAGACCAGACGCAAUGUCAGAGUGCCCCCACUCCAUACCACCACACCAGUGUGUCACUAUAACAGAUCUGGUGACUAACUCCACAGACACAAGCAUCAAUGAUGGUAUGAGUAUCAAUGUAUUCUUCAUAGCUGGGACUCAUGUUCCAAAAACAGAUGGUUGGAUUAUUGUCGGAAAUCCUUAUUUAGAUCAGGAAGUAUCAGCAACUUUCACAGCAAUUUUAGAUGAACAAAACCAACAAAAUGUUAUAAUUGAUUGUGAGUCAGGUCACCCAAUUAGCUUCGUGUUUCUUCAACUUCUAUCUUUAACUUUGAAAAACGUCGAGCUACAAAAUUGUGGUUUUAAACUACACUUUAAUACUUAUAGCUCAAUUUUUCUGGAUGAAAUCACAUCAUCAGUAGUAGUCAUGGACGUACCCGAGCUGGUAAUUGCUAACAUCAAUAUCACUAGUAGCAGAGGAGCUGGUAUGGUCAUUAUCCUAACAGACUUUCACAGGAAUGUCAGCAGUAACCUUUUAAUGCUAAAUGAAAUUGUCAUAAACGGUAGUAUUCCUACGAGAAAUACUGUAUUCAGAGGCAACUUGCACGUAACGUUCAUCGCGUCACAAGAAAACACAUGUAGGAAACCCACAACUAUCUCAAUAACAAAUUCUACAUUUUCAAAUGGAAUUGGUGGGCCCGCUAAUUUUCCAGACGACGUUGUAUUCGGGAGCUCUUCCGGUGGACUAACACUUUCUAUGGUAAACUUACAUAAUGUAAGUAUAUUGAUAAACAGGUGCAAAUUUAUAGGCAAUAAAGCUCAUAAUGGCGGUGGUAUCAGACUGUUCGUACAACAUAAAGAUGAACACUCGGAUAGUUUGAGAUUUAACAAUCGCAUUCAUAUCACCAAAUCAAUCUUUUCAAGGAAUACAGCUGUUAGACUUGGCGGUGGGUUUGCAAUAAUUUUAAUUCACCAUAAUAUAUCAGAAGCAGUGUUUAGGUCAGCUGGAUUUGGUGGUGCAGCAUUCGCACAAUUCUCUUUUGACAAAUGCACUUUCAUAGGCAAUGAAGCUAGACUGGGAGCAGCUAUCUAUAAUUCAGGAAACAGAUUUGACAAGCCCCGUCGUCAUCAACAAAUCAGUAAUUGCACAUUCAUGAACAAUACAUGCAUGAUAAAUACAGCUACAUGUAGAACAGAUGAAGAGAGAGAGGAAACUGGUACAAUUCAUGUCGAACAUGGGAAAUUUCUGCGUAUCGAAGAUGUUGAAAUUACCGGCAAUGAUUGUAGAGGUAUUUACCUUUAUGACACGGAUCUACUACUGUCUGGAACAAGCGUAAUUAACGGUAACCAUGCUCGGCAGUCAGAUGGCGGGGCUAUACUGUUUGAAUGUACAAUACAGUCAAGUCUAAAAAUUUUUUUUUUUUUUAAACUCACUACCCUCAGUAUAACCAACAACACAGCAGAUGGUAAUGGUGGUGGUAUUGCAAUUCGUCAUUGUGGGAAUGAACAUCGUUCUGCAUGUAUUUUUAUCCAACCAACACAUAAAAUAACAAUUAUUAUGAAACACAACACAGCGAUGAAGGGAGGUGAUGCAAUUUAUGGAGGCUAUCUAGAAAACUGUAAAUUGUGGGAUAUAUUUGAUAUCAUGGAGAGAAAUACAUCAUCAGCUGUUUCCUCUCCACCAAAUAAAGUGUGUAUUUGCUCUGAUGACUUCCCACAGAAACACACUUGUUCACUCUCCAUGCAACUAGACACUUAUCCAGGACAGAGGUUCCAAGUUCCACUAGUGUGUGUGGGGCAGUACGACUAUUCCUCCUCUUGCAAAGUACAAGCAGAUUUAGUGAAAAGUAUCGCAAAAAUUGCUGGAGAGACACCUCUUCAAAAUAUUGGCUUACAAUGCAAGCAGCUGUACUACUCAAUAGAAACUCAACAAACAAACUAUACUGAAGCAAUGAGUCUAACAAUAGUCAAAGAACAAGACAUUAAUUACAAAUGGAGAAAUCAAAUAGCACGAACAGUACUUGAGAUUAGAAUUAAAGCAUGUCCACCUGGUUUUAUUAAUGCCAAAAAAUGCACCUGUACAGACUAUCUAGCAUCUAAUGGAAUCACAUGCAACAUUGACGAAGAGCGACUGUACAAGACGUCCUCCAUGUGGGUUGGCAACUAUUCAGGGGACGUUGUUGUGCAUCAAGUCUGUCCAUUCGAUUACUGUAAGAGCAACUUCACCAAAGUCGAUCCUUUCAACCAGCAAGAGCAGUGUGACUUUAAUCGCAGUGAUGUAUUGUGUGGAGCUUGUCGACCUGGGCUCAGUCUAGCCCUGGGUACAUCGCAGUGUAAAGAGUGCUCUAAUAUCAACCAUCUUUUUUUGAUACUAUUUGCACUGGCAGGAGUCGUCUUGGUUGUCCUUUUACUCAAAUGUAACCUCACUGUUUCCACGGGAACUAUUAACGGUCUCAUCUUUUACGCCAACACCGUACGAUCCACACAAACUGCUUUCUUUCCGUCCAGCACUGAUAACAAAUUCGUGAGGGUUCUCUCGGUCUUUGUUGCCUGGGUGAACCUUGACCUGGGCAUAGAAACAUGUUUUGUGAAUGGACUCAACACAUACUAUCGUACAUGGCUACAAUUUAUUUUUCCUUUGUACAUUUGGACAAUAGUAGGCCUGCUAAUAUUAAUCAGCCGCUACUCUAUCAAAGUCUCUAAAUGGACGGGCUCAAACACAGUAUCAGUUCUAGCUACACUCUUCCUACUAUCGUACGCUAAACUAUUGAGGACUACUUUCGAUACCUUUUCAUCGACCACUCUCACAGAUAUCAACGGUACAACCACCAUCCUCUGGUUACUCGAUGGCCGCUACACAUUCCUCGAGUGGCCGCACAGCUUGCUCUUUGCAGCUGGCCUGUUCAUAUUAUUAGCACACAUACUGCCAUUCACUAUCCUGUUAUUAAUGGCCCCGAUUCUGCAGCGAUACACACACUACAAGUUAUUACGAUGGGUAAACAAGUUAAAGCCUCUACUGGAUGCUUAUCAAGGUCCUUACGGAAUCAAGUCUCGCUAUUGGACUGGACUACUACUGCUAGCUAGACUCAUUAUACUAACAGCUGUGUCUUUAAACGUAUCUGGAAAACAAGCCAUCAAUUUGCUAGUGAUAAUCAUAGUAUUGUCUAUUAUAAUGGCAACACUGAUUGUAUUCAAUAUAGGAACAAAGCUCUAUACAAGCAAACUAUCAAACUUCCUGGAGCUAUUCUUUCUGGCAAAUCUUCUGCUACUAACCGCUACGUUACUGUUUCUGCAGACAAAUCAGAGUGAUAAAAUCAGCGGACAAAGUAUAACAAUCUGUUGUAUGGUGGGUAGUGCAUUCGCUAUGUGUGGCCUCAUCUUAGUCUAUCACUGCUACGUUGUAUGUCAGAGAAUAGAAGCCAUCAAGCGACUAACAUCGAGAGUUGUUUCCUCUCUAAAAGGGCCUCAGAAUCGAGCACUAACUAACGAUGACAUCAUAUGUGGUCCCCCACAUAGCACACCCCCCACAGUCACAGAGGUUGAUUUGAGGGAACUGCUACUAGAGGAUAACUAAUCAUUGACUAACAUUGCACGCACAUGCAGAGAUAGAUAAACACUUAAUUUAGCUAGUGUAUUCGAAAGACUAAAUUAUUGAUCAGGCAAAAAAUAGCUGAAGUAUAUACCCUCACAAUUGUCAUACACACAGUGUACUCUCACCUUCUGACACAAUAAAACGAUUUACAUGUUUU